AGGUCAUGACUGGAUGUUCAUCCUCCCAUUGCCACAUGCAGUGCACCUGACUGUCCACUCAUUCAUUCGGCUUUUUCCUUUCUUUGUCACCAUCUGUAGCUGGUGAUGUUAGAAACAGGUUAAAUUGAGAGUACACUCAGAUAAAGUCUGGGUGCGUUAAUGAAUGUGUCAGUGAGAGAUAAGAGAAGAGGAGGCGCAUCCUAACGACCACAGCCCUCCUCCUCCUCCUCCUCCUCCUGUGAGGCGCCUCCUGACGCUUCUUCUUCUUCUCUCAGUCUCUCAGCAUGUAGCUCAGCGGGGUCACAGUGAGAGGAGCAUCAGGAGCAAAGACAAGAAACUGGAAAAAGCUUCUUACCUGUCACAUAAGAAGGAACUAGCCGUGUUUCAGCCACCGUCUCCGCUUUCCUCCUCCAGUGUUUUUACGCGCGGCGGACCGCGGAGAGAUGGACGCGGUGCGCCCGGAGUGGAGCGCUGUGCCGCGGCUCUGCCUCCUCCUCCUGCUCCUCCUGCUGGGCUCCUCCGUGCCCACCUCGACGGCCUGGGACCUGGUUCUCCUCCACACCAACGACGUGCACGCCCGGCUGGAGGAGACCUCCAGACACUCCGGGAAAUGCGUCAACAGCAGCCAGUGUUUCGCCGGCGUGGCCCGGAGAUCCACGGCGAUCAAGAGGAUCCGCAGCUCCGAGAGCAACGUGCUGCUGCUGGACGCUGGAGACCAGUUCCAGGGGACCGUCUGGUUCAAUUACUACAAGGGAGCAGAGGCCGCGCAUUUCAUGAACAAACUGCGUUAUGAUGCCAUGGCUUUUGGGAAUCAUGAGUUUGACAACGGAGUGGAGGGACUCAUGAAACCGUUCAUGGAGAAGAUCAAGUGUCCUGUUCUCAGCGCGAACAUCAAACCAGACCAAACUCUGGCCCCGACGUUCGGGAAGUCGUACCAACCUUUUAAGAUACUUACAGUCGGUGACCAGAAGGUGGGCGUGGUGGGAUACACGUCCCAGGAGACGCCUGCUCUGUCCAGACCUGGUCCACACCUGCGGUUCGAGGAUGAGGUGAGCUCCCUGCAGCUGCAUGUGGACAAACUUCAGACGCUGGGAGUCAAUAAGAUCAUCGCUCUGGGUCACUCUGGUUUCACCGUGGACAAGCAGAUCGCCAAGAAGGUCCGCGGAGUCGACGUCGUCAUCGGGGGACACACCAACACUUUCCUCUACACAGGAACACGUCCUUCCUCUGAAGUCCCUGCUGGUCCAUAUCCUUUCAUGGUGAAAUCAGACUAUGGGCGGCAGGUUCCUGUGGUGCAGGCCUUUGCCUUUGGGAAAUAUCUGGGUUAUCUGAAGGUGACCUUUGACAAUGCUGGAAAUGUAGUGAAGUCCACAGGAAACCCCAUCCUGCUGAACAGCAGCAUCCCACAGGAUCCAGAGGUUCUGGCUGAUGUGGAGGAAUGGAAGAAGAAUCUGGCCAACUACUCGGCUCAGGUGGUGGGAAAGACUCUGGUCUUCCUGAACGGGGAAACUGAGGAGUGUCGUUUCCGGGAAUGUAACCUGGGAAACCUGAUCUGCGAUGCCAUGAUCGCCAACAACAUCAGAUCCUCAGACGGCGUCCAGUGGAACCACGUCAGCGCCUGCAUCUUCAACGGAGGGGGCAUCCGGGCAUCCAUCGACGAACACACCAGGAAUGGUUCGAUCACCAUGGAGGACCUGAUCUCUGUCUUACCCUUCGGAGGAACCUUUGACCUGGUGCAGCUGAAAGGCUCCACACUGAGGAAAGCUUUCGAACACUCAGUGAGACGAUAUGGCCAGAGCACUGGAGAAUUCCUACAAGUGUCCGGAUUUCACGUAGAGUUUGACCUCUCCAAACCUUCGGGGCAUCGAGUGAAGAGCCUCAACAUCCUCUGCACAAAAUGUCGUGUCCCCCACUACGAACCGGUUCAGGACGAGACGGUUUAUAAAGUGGUGGUGCCGUCCUACAUAGUCACCGGUGGAGACGGAUUCUCCAUGAUCAAAAACGAGACGAUCAAACACAACAGCGGGGAUCUGGACAUCUCAGUCGUGUCCAACUACAUCGCACAGAGGAAGAAAGUUUAUCCGUCUGUUGAAGGACGCAUCAAGAUCUACAACUCAGCUUCUGGACUGCGAGGACAAACUGCUCCGCUGGUUUUACUUUCACUGGGUCUGCUCUGGACUCUGUGUGGGACCAUGUAAGACUCAGUCCACUCAGAAAACACAAGAGGACAGAGAGGAGUUUUUAACCAGACUGUUUUUAUAAUGAAGAGGUAACAGCUCUGAUGGAUGUAAUUCAACAGGACUGACAAAAAUAUCAAAGGGACAACAAAAGGGAAGCUCUAGUAGCCAGACAUUUUCCAAACAGGUUGUUUGGGUUUUGUCUUGAGACUCCAUUUCCAUCACACACACCUAAAAGGUCAAAAGGUUUAAGCGAACACUGGCUUAAAGGCUGCAGUUCUUCUAAUGUCCACUAAGACCUCUACUGAGGUACUGUUUCUAGGUCCAACUUUGCAGAGGCUCUCCUGUUUUCAGUAUGUCCAGUGUCAUUUAAAUAGAAUCUGAGUCCACAUGGUUGAAAUGGUUGCGGUUGAUACAUUUUUUAAACAGAUAAACAAAGUGAGACGCUAGCAGAUGCUAACAUUAGCCAGCUAACCUAGCUAAUGUUAGCACCAGUAUAGAUAGGGUGAAUAGUUUAUUUGGACUCGGAUCUAUUCAGACAACACAGGACGCAGCAUCUUGGAAACAGAAAACAGAAGUCCCCAAUUUCUCACUUUUUCCACAAACAACUUUUUAUGACAGAUUUAUUUUUUCUCUGCAGAGAUAUGAAUCCAAAUCGAACAAGCUUCAAACCAUUCGUUCAGAAGCCAGUUUUAGCAGGAUACUGAACGUUUAAAGACUGAAAUCACAGCAGCUGACCGGCUAACAGUCGGCCCUUCAAUGCUGAUCUCUGCAGACACCGAUUUUCUAAUCAUUUCUUGAAGGAUAAUCAUUUGGACUGACUCAGGGUCACCAGGGUUUUGAUUUAACUGGAGUCCACACUAAUACUUUAACAGAUUCACCUCUAUUUAGUGUCAAAUUAUUAUUUCUUUGCUGGAAAACUUCCAAGUAACAGUAAUUUGCAGACCCGUACCAUCUGGUGUUUGGAAGCAAAGUCAUCCUCACAAUCUAACUGUGAAGUUGUCAGAAACAACUCUUAGAUAUUUUUAUGUGGUCGUAUAAACAUCUUUAGUUGGAUUUUAGAAACUGGGACUUUUAGCCAAUGAAAGAAGACGUCAACAAAACGGGAAAUGAAAGAAGUAAAGCUGCUCUUUCAAACAGAAGUAGUAAUAAGUACUUUAGUAGGAUAUUACUGACAGGAGUAUUAUGUGAAAUGAUAAACUUCAGCCUUUGUUUUGUAUUUCCUGGUACAGUGGUCAGACUCUUCUUUACCCACAGCAGCAGUCGACUGAACACUGACUGAGUCCAUCAGUGCUGAGCAGACUCUCCUCUGUGACGCCCUCAGUUUUUAACCAGAGCCGCUCAGUGAGAACAGGUGGGAACAAGGCCUCCUCUGUGUGAGGGAUCUCCCAAACAACGCUCGCUGCCUGUUAAUGCUCGGGAACUCCUUGUUAGUCGUUUCAGUGUAACCCGACACAGCUGGCAGCAGACUGCAUCGUCACGAGCUGCCAAACCCAUGAAAACAACCACAUUAAUUCGCCCUGAGCUUCCAUUUAGUGCAGUGGAGUUCUGGGAAGAGAUGAGGAAACUGAACUGGCAGCAGUCAUAUGGGAAUCAGAGUCACAGUCAGGAGUUUUUAAUUUUUAGCUUUUUACAGUUUAGUUUUAUAUUUAGUUACUGACUGAAAGUUUAACCACAGGCUCGCCAGAGGUUCAGCUUGGUUGAUGAUUUCAUGUCUUGAUGACACUUUCUGUUGUUGUUUUACAGUUUUUAAACAGCACUGAUGCAGUACCAACAUUACAGUUUCAAGUAAUACUGGGAAAUACUCCAUUACAAGCAAAAUGUCAUGAAGGAUAAAAGUACUCAGUUUGCAGUAAAAUGUCGUCUGUGACUGAUGGAUUGCAACUAUUGGGACAUAAUUUCAUACUGCGAUAAAAAUUAUACAAAGUGAUAUAAUAUAAUUUUUUCAAUAGUUCAAUAUAAUUAAUUUCCAUGAUUUGAUUGCAUGAACAGAAAGAACUGCAUAGGAAUAGAGGUUUUAGAUGAGUUAGAUUUUAUCAUUUUCUGCCUUAUAUUAGUAAAAUGUUUGUCUGUCGAGUGUUUGUCGUGUUCUGACCAUAAAGAAAAUCUUAAAACCACAACUAACUUUCACUCAGGAGCAAAAAUCAGCCUUUAAACUUGAAGGAAACAAUGAGCUGUAAAAUAAAGUGUUAUCAGUAACUGUGGUGGAGAGUCUGAAGGAGCAAAAACUUGACUGGACACCUACUCAGACUAAAAGCUGCUCAACAUCUGCUGUUUUAACACGGCUCCUGUCACUCUAAGUUCACCAUUACCAUUACCAUUAUUAUUGGAAAAGUUGUUUUUGGAGGCACAGACACAUCUGUCUUUUUCUAACUGACAAAGUUGAACACCAACAGUUCAGCUGAAGAAAUAAAACAAUAACCUGAACUUUACCUGCACAUGAAGUUGACCAGGUGUGUCUCUGAAUUCCUCAAAUGUUCCUGGAAAUAUUUAAAUCUGCUGUAGAUGUUUAAUGACUUUUAAUAAUCAUUCUCCACAGUGACAUGUAAACACUGUCACUGGCACUGGAAGAAAACACAGACAGAGUUAUCUGCAGUGACAUCAAUAAAUAUAUAGAUCUUUUUAUUUGUGCAUUAAAAUACAUUGGAAUGUAGAGAUGUUCCCAGAGGUUGUGGAAAUAGUUGAGUAUUGCACUUCCAUGGUCCAGGAUGUGGAUACAGUGUUGAGUUCAUAUGAUGGUGAGUUCCUUCGCUCCCUGCUGAGGAGGAAACACCUGCUUUAAUCUCACAGUUGAAAUGUUUGCUCAUGUCUGAUCAAUAAUCAAAGCUGAUCAAAUUUAUAGUAUGGGAACAGGAAGUGUAAACAAACCUGUUUCAGACUUUUGUCAUUAUCAGUAACUUUGAAAUUCUCUGAGGCACAUUUUUGCUUUUCAGUCAGUAAAAAAGUGAAAUGAAACCAGACCUGGUCAGAGAGGUAACUCUGGCUUCAGGUGACUGGGCUGAGCUGAAACAGGAAAGCUGAGUUUAUCUUGUUUCUACAGAUGAGUUUAAACAUUUUGUCAUUUGGAGGCUUUUAAUGUGAAAUGUGUCUCCCCUUGCUGGGAAACACUGAGAUGAAUUGACACUCUAUGUCCCACAUUAGAUCCUGUAUUAGUCUCCUGUAUUUCUCCAUCUCCUCUGACUGUUCCCAGAAUUCAUGGUCUCACUCUCUCAAGCCCAACUCAGUGACGUCGUGUCUCUUCCUGUAUUAUGUCUUUACAUUCUCUGCUGUCACUUGUUUACCUUGCUGAGUUCAGGAAACAGCUCCUGCACGGCGAUGUCCAGCAGGACAUAGGUCAUCUGAGGAGACAAGGAAACAAUAAAUCCACUGCUGUGAGAGAAACAGUUUCUAGAAGAGUGCACUUUAAAUCUUAUUAGUUAUGUUACUGUCACAGCCAUUUAACAUCUGCUAGUUACACUCCUCUGACAUUUCGUAGCGUUCCUUCCAUCCUGUAAAUCUGUUUAUCAUGUCUUGAGUUUUCUUCUCUCCUACACAGCCUCUUAGAUAAAAGUAUCAUCUCUUUAUAUUAACUGUAUUUUUGUGUGGAUACAAACAAAUAAAUAUAAAUUUCUAUUUUA
Messenger RNA from Lates calcarifer (barramundi perch), 5794 nucleotides. RefSeq names its product 5'-nucleotidase, ecto (CD73) (gene nt5e). Lineage: Eukaryota; Metazoa; Chordata; Actinopteri; Centropomidae. Gene Ontology annotation, cellular component: plasma membrane. The transcript has 9 exons. The record is from RefSeq and is a predicted model, not a curated record. Gene Ontology annotation, biological process: AMP catabolic process. Bases 444 to 2198 code for a protein of 584 amino acids. Gene Ontology annotation, molecular function: metal ion binding; 5'-nucleotidase activity; nucleotide binding.